This is a messenger RNA of Argiope bruennichi, 1836 nucleotides long. Its product is annotated as gastrula zinc finger protein XlCGF7.1-like. The coding region runs from base 649 to 1569 and encodes 306 amino acids. Gene Ontology annotation, molecular function: zinc ion binding; RNA polymerase II cis-regulatory region sequence-specific DNA binding; DNA-binding transcription factor activity. The record is from RefSeq and is a predicted model, not a curated record. Gene Ontology annotation, biological process: regulation of transcription by RNA polymerase II. NCBI's taxonomy places the organism in Eukaryota, Metazoa, Arthropoda, Arachnida, Araneae, Araneidae. The transcript is spliced from 2 exons.
CCAACACGUCCUUCGGCUAACGCUACCCGAAAAAACAGCCUUUCUUUUGACUGCUGUUAGAUGAUGGUGUUUGAAUUGAACUUUUGUUUCCUAAUUUUGAAAUAACUGUUAUGGCAGAAACGGAAACAGCAACAAUACAGCUUAUAAAUCAUCAAGAUUAAUUAUAUAAAGAAUAGAAGUUUAACAAUUCCUGUUUGUUAGCCAAUACGGUUAAGGUUAAAUAUAUGCAGUUGCCGCUCUACUUUUCGACAAGGCUGCAGAUCUCAUCAAAUUCAAUGAUUGAGAAUAAAAGGCUAUUACGUUAUAUAAUGCAAUAAAAGCAAGUAGUCCUCUGAAAAAUUUUAAAAAAUACUCUGUCGAUUCUUGUAAAAUAUAUAUCAUGCACAAGCAGCAUAUCUAAUAGAUACCUCUGCCAAUAAUUGUUUUUUUUUAUGUUUUAAAAAAAUAAAAAUCACGCAGAUCUUUUUUUUUUUUUUUUUUUUUUUUUUUUUUUUUGCAAAAGAUUUUUUAAGAAGCACACUUUAAUAAGGCAUUUUUAAUAAGGCCUGUGAAAGAAAAGCCAAUCUAUCGAUCAUACAAUAUAAAAAAAAUUUCUAAUCUAUCACUCAAAUUUGGAGUAUAUGCAAGCUUACGAAAGAAUUCUGCAAAAUGUGUAGUGAAGUCUUUUCUUCGCAGGAAUAUAUGAUACCACAAAUCUUGACGGAUAUUAAAGAGAAACCAUUUGUUUGUGAUGUGUGCAACAGAGGGUUCUCUUUUCGAGGAAGUUUAAAGAGACAUUUAAGGACGCAUACGAAAGAUAAUCUGGGUGCUUGUAAUGUGUGUUAUAAAACAUUUUCUGUGUUAGGAAGUUUAAAGGACCAUUUACGGACGCAUACGAAAGAGAAACCGUAUGUUUGUGAUAUUUGCAGUAAAGCUUUUUAUCGAAAAGGAAGUUUAACGGCCCAUUUACGGACGCACACGAAAGAGAAACCGUACUUUUGUGAGAUAUGCAGUAAAACGUUUUCUCAACGAUCAAAUUUAAAGACACAUUUACGGACGCAUACGAAAGAGAAACCGUAUGUUUGUGAGAUUUGCAGUGAAGCUUUUUCUCAAAAGGUUGAUCUAAAGAACCAUUUAUAUACGCAUAAGAAAGAGAAACCAUAUAUUUGUGAGAUAUGCAAUAAAGCGUUUUCUCAAAGAGGAAGUUUAAAGAUACAUUUAAGGACGCAUACGAAUGAGAAACCAUAUAUUUGUGAGGUAUGCAACAAAGCGUUUACUCUAAGAGGAAGUUUAAAGAUACAUUUAAGGACGCAUACGAAUGAGAAACCAUAUAUUUGUGAGGCAUGCAACAAAGCGUUUACUGUAAUAGAAAGUUUAAAGAUACAUAUAAGGACACAUACGAAAGAGAAACCUUAUAUUUGUGAGAUAUGCCAUAAAGCGUUUCCUGGACGAAGACACUUAAUGAUACAUUUAAGAACGCACACGAAUGAGAAACCGUAUGUUUGUGAGAUAUGCAGUAAAACAUUUUCUGAGCGAGGAAAUUUAAAGAAACAUUUAAGUACACAUAUAAAAGAGAAACUGCACAUUUGAAAUGUAUGCAAUAAAACAUUUUCUAGUGGAAUCUUUUUAUGGAAAUAUUUUCUGACGCAUACGAAGCAGAAACCUCUGUGUGUAAUAAAGCAUUUAAUGCAAAAGGAAAUCGCAGCCCCAUUUACCGAUCCAUUCUAAAGAGUAACUACAUGUCCGUUGUGUUUGUAAUAAAGUAUUUUCUGGUCGAAACAUUGAAAGGAGAUAUUUAUUGAGGCAUGCAAAAUUAAAUCCACAUAUUUGUACAAAUAAACUGGAAUUAUGCAUCUG